AGACAUAUAGAUAGAUAUAUUGGUUGGUUGAUUGAUUGAUUGAUAAACAACAAUAAAACAACAACUAAAACUUUAAUUGUAUUAACAGACAGUUUUCUUUAUUUGAAGCUUGUCUUCCCUUUUCGUGUGUACCGUCUCUCGUAGAGACAAAAAAUCACAUGAUGUCAGUACAAUGGUACAGAAGUAUAUUAUUUGUUGACAUUAAGUGGUCCUAGUUCAGUUUUCAGAAAGGCCGUUCAGUUUUUUUUUUAAUGUAUUGCUCAGUACAUGAGGGCAAACACAUGAGGAUCAUUCAGAUAUUCAGGUUAAAGACGGACAAUGCCUCCAAGUAAGAAAAAGAAGACUUUCUUCACUGUUCAAUAGCGUAUCUCUGCAAGGUGUUAAUGACCGGACCGUCUCAUGGAGCCGGUCCGGACAAGACUGUCUUGGUCAGGGAGGGUCACUGUGAGCCAGAGGUUACAGUCACCACAGUGUACCACUUGUCCUUGCUGCCGCAGUGGCCAUCCGAGGAGGACCCUCUCUUGAAAAAGUCCGCAACAGUCACCUCCAUAACGAGUAGCACCAGUGGGCAGUCCAAACGCGGGGCAGCCACGUCCAGUCUCUUCCAGAGCUCCUUUAAGAUCUCAUCACCCAAAGGGCUUGUCCCAUCUCCGCCGGCGUAUUCCAACACCUAUUCUUUCCAUUUCGGCUCCGCGGCUCAAAUCGGACCCGGCCCAAAAGUCCCAAGCAGACGCCAAAGCAGACGGCACGAGUCGUUCAGCUCCUUUAGCAGCAGCGUGGCGAGUGGAUCUUCUUUGGUUGGAACGACUCCUCAGUUCCCAAGUCAGCUCCAGCCACUUCCUCCAGUUCUUCAUCCUCUCUCGGGCUUGUCAGUGUCCACAGGAUCUCAAGCUCUGCCGACUUCAGAAGUGGUUCUCACACCUCUAGAAGUUCGUGGACGAGGGCUUACCAGGACACCACUUGAAGGCGAACAUCCCAUUGAGCAGUUUAAAGAUUCAGAUCUCUUGAUAAGACCUUACACACAAAAUGUAGAGACAGCAAUACGAAGAUAUACUGGUACAUCCAUCAGUAGUGGUACUACAUCCCCAACCUUGAUUGACUCCCAGAGCGCAGCCUCUCUGUCUCAUAAUGGUUGGACAACAGGGAACACCACAGAGAGGAGUAGCCUGGACUCGUCCUAUUGUUUUGAUGACUAUGACAGGACCACGGCCAGUACAGUCUCUCAACAUUAUGAAAACUUUGAAUCUCUGUUGUACGAAGGUGAAGGGUCAAGGGAAAAUCUGGUGCUGCAGGCAGACAUGAAGAAAGAAUGUCAAGAAUGGAGUUCACAGUUUGAUUAUUUCAGAGUUUUAGGUCAACAAAUUGUGAAAGAGAACAGGACAGAAGAGGAUGAUGAGAAAAAAGGAUUCAAAUAUAUUCCUACACUGCCUGCAGCUUCAAGUCCUGCUUUGACUCGAGCUGACUCCAGGGAGACAAGUUUUGUUUACUCGGAAUCUCAGGGAUUGACUCUAACAGGCCAUAAGGUAGAGAUGAAGCAGGUAUCUGUGUAUGAUGAUUUCUCCUCAAGUGGUCACUACCUGGUGGAAGAGGUCAUUGAAGAGGAAGGACUCUAUGAGGACAUAAUAGCUGUGGACUAUAAAAAUAAUUAUGAUGACUUCACUGAAUUCAAAAAACAAAUCACACCACGGAGGCGACGAGUUGGUUACCCUCCAGUGACCCCUAUCGCCUGCGUGAAAGACAGUGUUACCAGUGCAGCGUUUGAUCACAUCUGGCAAGAAAUUAUGUCUUGGUUGCGGCCGUUACUGCUGAGGUUCAGUUCAGAAAUCACAGAUUCUAAAGCAGAAGUCAUUCAAUAUUCACUGCCCCCACAACCACCCCUCCAAGCACAGCCUUCAUUCAUACUACAAACAAGGCAAAAUUCCUUCUAUCGGUCCAACACACACAUGAGUCAAUCCAUUGAUGGUAUUCUUCAUAUCUCAAGCAUCCCACUAGUUCAUAGAGUUGAGAUGCCAGAGUCCCAUGCUCCAGCCGCAGCAUCUGCACCACCAGCACCAACCAAAACAGUUGUACGGAAAGUUAGACUAAAACCUUUGCCGACCCUACCUCGUCCACAGCCAGUGAAACAAUCUUCGGAUUUACUGAAGGUGCGAGGCUCCACUGCUAUCAACCUUGACAAUCUACCACCUCCACCCCCAUCACGCCAUGGAACACUACCUCCUAUAGAUCUAGAACCAAAGAAAUUCCAGCCCAGCCAUCGUGCAGCUAGCGCCAUUGACAACAAAGACAAUCGUCACCUGCCCAACAAACCACAUUUCAUGUCUGAGCAGACUCGACCUAACACCACACAUGCUAUGAGAUAUGACAGUAUGUUUGGGAGCUCAUCAUUGCGAAGGUCUUCAACACCUCUAGGCAGCAGUUUCUCAUCACGGUUACAUUUACCAACCAGUAAAUCAUUAGAUGUCCGAGGCAGUAGCUUGCAACCACCAGACAUCAUUGAAGAUCAACAAGAAAGUCCUGCUGAAGACAGUUACAGACCUCAGUGGACUGGCCCACCAGCAGCCAAUACUCACAUAAACUUUGGUAGAAAUCGACUUUCUUUAAGGUGAGGCAGAACAGUCCACAACAUAGAGCAUCUGACAUAACGCAUGGGCUUGCCACAACAUAGAUUUGACUGUUUGUUGCUUCCAGUUCAGAGUUGACAUACAGUGUCUUCUGUCACAGCUGUCAAUUGAAAUAUUGACUGAAUGUUGCAGAGAAACUUGAAAUACACAUGACACAUUUCAAGGUGUACAUUUUAUCUGUACACAAAUGUGUUGUGAAAAUUGGACUAAAUCAUAUACAUUAACUUUGCCAUGUCAAUAGAAAGUUAUAAAUGUUGCAGACUGGAGGUUAAUAAUGGUGGUGGUUAUAUUGCAUAAUUUAAAGGUCACAUCCGUUGACUAAAUUUCAUUUCUACCACAAUUCUUUAGUGGUGUUUCUCAGUGUAAUUCCCUCAACACAUGUAAAAGAUACCUACAGCGGCUACUCUGCCCUGACCUAAAACGUUGCAGUAGAUAAAUUGACAGUGAUCAAUGAAUACAAUAGGCAGCAAGGUCACAUGACCAACUUGUGAUCAUCAACUGGAACUUGUUUAUUUCACCCAGACUCUCAAAUGGAGCAGAAUUGUCACUGCUAGUGUCCCCUUAUUUGUAAAACUUUUCAGAUGUGAUCUUAACCCCAAUAUAUUCUGUUUAUUAUAUUCAUUGAACUCUAUAUAUAGCCUAUAAUUCAUGGACAGACUUCAAAACCAUGCUAGAUGAAUGGAAUAUUCUGUGGCUGUUUAAACACAAGACAAUCAUAAAACUACAAAAUGGCUGUUUUUUUUUUGUUCAUCCUUUCUAUGUACAGUUUUUUUAUUUUAUUUGUACUGUGUAUUUUAUCUGUUUAUCUUGUGCUAUGUCUACAGAAGAAGAGGUUAGGCCGAUGAUCAAAUCAAAAUCUAUAAUUGUGAUACAUUUGUUUUUAAAAGUCUCACUUGAGAAUCUACCUCACUCGCUCUUGACUUUUUUUCAAUUUUGUCAAAUUAAUUUUUUUUUUAAACUUUAAGCAUCAUUGUACAGUAUGUUAUUACAGUAGAACUUGUACUGAUACAGAAAUGAUUUUGUUCUGUCCUAUAAUAGUGAUAGCCAAUUUGUUUUCAUUUCUAAUAGCAGAACCAACUAAAGAUUUGACUUGUACAUUUAAAAUGUAUAGCACUGCAGAACAAAUUGCUUUGUGUUGGCCUCUGAGAUGAAAGCCUGGACAUUAGCUAUGAUGAUGUCGUGCACACAGCAGUUCCCCCACUUUCCAUGCUGGGUUCAGAAGCUUUAUGAGUUCUGCUGGUAGGUUGCUCUGUGUGCCUAGGGGUCGCCAGCUCCUGAUUUUUCCACAGGGUUGUCUCUAGCAGUCUUUCCUGUGUUUACUGUAUAAUGCAUGGAUUAAAUAUACACUCAUAAAAAGUUGGCGACAAUAUAAAUUAAAUUAAAUUAUAGCUUUUUAUGUAGCGCUACUUUCAUGCUUAAAGCAUGUUCAGAGCACCAUGGUCCAAUCUCUUGUGGACCAGUGGGGGAGGGGGUAUCUGGGAGGUUUUCCGUGCUGCCUUUAAUCAGUAAACACAACUCUGCUGGAGUCAGGUGUUGAACCUCGAGCCCCUUUCAUAAAUAGCCAAGCCAAGUUCAAGUGUACUUAGCCUCUUGACUGGACAUCCCAGGCAUAUACAAUACUGGCGGCAGGUUGUGAUCCGGUACAUGGUAUUCUACAUCAAAUUAUUUUUUUUUUAAUGGCUGAUCUGAUGCUCUGGACUCUUUAUAGAUUCACUUUUAGCCAUGUACAACACAUUCAAUUUACAGAAUUGAAAUUAUACAGACCAAAAAGGUCUGUUUCAACAGUCAACCAAAUUGUGCAAGUCUAGUCUCCAAUGGACAGUUUCCUUCUGUUGGCUUACCUUCAUGUAGUACAUUGUAGGAAACGUAACAACGGGAAAUAAUGAAAUUAAUUGAAGGUUCUGAAACUGAAACCAAUUUCUUUAAUGUUUUAUUGUAAUCAAUUUCUUUUUAAAUUCAAUCCAAGCAAUUUGACACGCAGAUAUUUUGUUUAAUGUUAGACUAGAUGAGAUAGUCAAAUAAGCAACUUUCAAAAGUAAAUUCAUUCCACUACUUACAACACUCUCCAUUGACUGAACGUCUUUGUUUCCCUCUUGGACUCUUGUUGAAUGUUUUUAUUUCUAAUUGACUUUAUAAAAAAACUUUUUAACAGUUCUUGUUUUAAUGGUCUUCCGUCUAUAUAUAUUUUUUUUCAAUUAUUAUUUUUGUUUAAUUUUUAAAAUGUUCUUAAAGACAUUUCUAGCUUGGCCUAAGUUAACAAGUAUCUUUUUUUUAAAAAAGUUAAACUUAUAUUGACUAUUUUUUUAAGUGCUUUUUUUUUUAGAAGAAUCUUAAUUCUUGUUCCACUAGCAAUCUGUGAUCUACAGAAAUGCAAUUUGAUGGAAUUCCUCAUAAUUCAAGUUUUUGCUAAAACCUGUACAUUAUCAAACAAAUUGUUAGUUCAAGCUGUAGGCUAUAAGUAAAGCUGCUGACAUCACUGCAGACUUUCAGUGGUGGGCAUUAGUCUAAUCCGUGGACAGGGUUAGCACAUUCAAGAUUAUCUGGCUCCAAGUCUUGAUGUUAUGACACUUGUCACACCUUUACAAUGUCUUGUGUUAAAAAAAUCAACCAAAAAUCUAUUGUACAUUUUUUUUAACUAUAAGAAUUUAUUUUUAAACUUAAGAAUUUAAACAAAGGUUUGAUAAUUAGGAAAUAUUAGUUUCUAAAUUUUUUUUUAAGAAUAACUUUAAAUGAAAUUUUGUACCAAGUUAAAGACUCCACAUCUAAGUGGGAAUGUCAGAUAUAGACUGUUGAUUUGAUUAUUUUUACAUUGAAUACCAUUUUUUUUUUCUAAGAUCCUUGUCAAUUCCUAUAAUCUCAUUUCAAUGUUAACAUUAAAAUUUGAGUCUGAAUCUUAGAUACAAAAAGUAAAAUUGAACUAAACUUUUAUUUUGACAGUACCAGAUUUUUUGUUCUCCUGUUUAAUAGUGCAUGACAUGAGCACUAGCAGAACUGGACAUUUGCCAAAGUCUUACAAAACCUACUCAAUUGUUGGCCAAAAACCUCAUAAAAAACUGAGGGUUUUUUUCACUUGUGAAUUCACACUACACGAAAAUUAAACAGUGGCGGAUGCUUUGUAAGCUUUCCUGACGGUACUUAUGGAAGUCAUAGCGUCCCAUAUGCUAGGACAAAUUUGUACAAAUACUCCUUCUUCCCUAGUGCUAUUAGAGCAUGGAAUGGGUUGCCUGAGCUAGCCAGGAAAACCAGUGACUUGGCAGAAUUUGUGAUUGGUUAAUAUGCAUGACGAGUAGGACGUAAUCAUCUUCUUUAUCUUAUCUUAUAUAUCUUAUAUAAUACAGACGUUACUUCAAAAAAGAAGAAUUUAAAUCUUUUUUGAAGUAACGUCUGUAUUAUAUAAGAUAAGAUAAUAAGCUUCUCUGCAGAUAUUCUUAACUGCUGAUAGCCAAACAAAUCUGGAAUGAUACGUAGAAACAAGCAAUUAUCCCUCAUUUAAAUGUAUUAUUUUGCUUGAUGUAUAUUUCUCUAACUUUGGACAGCAACACUAACUUUGCACAUUGGAGACAUGUGAUAGACUUUAUGUCUCCUUCAACAUUGUUUUGAAAGUCAAAAUAAAUCAAUUGUAAACAUU
Molecule: messenger RNA, 6249 nt
Organism: Biomphalaria glabrata
Lineage: Eukaryota; Metazoa; Mollusca; Gastropoda; Planorbidae
Product: protein FAM149B1-like
Exons: 16
Coding region: 384-2606 (740 amino acids)
Source: RefSeq, a predicted model, not a curated record